Messenger RNA from Thunnus maccoyii (southern bluefin tuna), 2133 nucleotides. Its product is annotated as DEP domain-containing protein 7-like. The coding region runs from base 104 to 1831 and encodes 575 amino acids. The transcript is spliced from 12 exons. The record is from RefSeq and is a predicted model, not a curated record. Gene Ontology annotation, biological process: intracellular signal transduction. NCBI's taxonomy places the organism in Eukaryota, Metazoa, Chordata, Actinopteri, Scombriformes, Scombridae.
UGCUCCUGUGCGUGGACCUAGGUUAAUUGCUUUCUCCUGUUUGUCUUCCCACCUAUUACCAACCAAAGCAGUGUUUCCUCAACUGUUUUAUCAGUUGGGAAACAUGGCUUCAAUUAAGGAAAGAGCAGCGGCGUUGAACCUCGCAGAGAAACUGUGUGUGCGUCCUCAAGCUCACGGUGUGGCCAGCAAACCAGUCCAGUCUUCCUCCUUGUGGAGUAGCCUCAUCUCCCACCUCAGGUCCACCGUGACAGUGAAGCGUAGACGAGUCCACCUGAAGUCCCACAGUGACUGUUUCCUGGGCUCAGAGGCUGUGGAUGUGGUAGCAGAACACAUAAAUCAUGUGAAAGGCUUUGAGGUUGCUACCGUAUCACGGGACAAAGUGGUGUUGGUGUGCCAGGCUCUGCUUGACUGCAAUGUCUUUGAGGCAGUGGGAACCAAAGUGUUUGGCAGAGACAAGAAGCAGGAUUUGUUUCAGGACAGCAAAAGUGCUCUUUAUAGGUUUGUAAAUGUGCAUACUCCUUCAGUUGAUGAGCUGGAGAGAGGUAUGCUUGUGAACGGGAUCCAAAAACUCUUCUGCAGUGCUCCUUCAGACAGGCAGGAAGAGCAGACAGUUCCCACCGGGUCACAUGUUCCAAUGUCUACCCCUGUCAAAUUCACUCAGACGUGCAUAAAAGCCAACCAAGUGGACACUCCUGUCAGUGCCAGCCUGUCACUGGAGCCCAUGGUGGACAGUCUGAGUCUGAGUCCUAGCAGAGCACAGACAGACUCUGUUUUACCACAAUCAUUGGUAGAUGAGGUGUGGCAGGAGCAGACUCUGCUGAGGCUGUUAAACCUGGUGGAGCUUCCCCUGCUGGAAGGGGUGCUUCAGUGCAUCCAAACCCCACCCUCUUCCCCUCCAUCACACCUGCUGGCUCACAGUAACCCAGACCUGAUCUAUAGCAGCAACCACCUGGACAGACAGAUCCUCAAGGCCUUCAGGGACUCUCAGGAGGAUGAGUGGCUCUGUGCAGCUCUGGACUGUCUGGACUUCCUCCCUGACCAGCCGGUGGUGGAGCUGAGCAGAGAGCUGCCUCACUGUUUCCCUCGAGAUCAGGAGAGCUGUGAGCAAGUGCCAGCUGACAGCAGCAGCACCCAAGAUGGAGGUAAUAAUUGUGAUGAGGAGUGUAAGCUGCUGUUGUAUGGGACACUGGUCAAACACUACAGCCACACAGACAGACCUCCACUGCUGCCCCAGCACAUGACUGACAUCUACACAGCCAUCACUGACCUGCUGGUGAAUGCAAAGUUGGACACGGCUCUUGAAGCUCUGCAGCUGUGUCUGAAGCUGCUGUCAUCCAGCUGCAGAGAGGAGCUGCGCAGGCUGCUUUCAUUCAUGGCUCUGGCAGCUGACCCACAAGGGAUAAAACUGGACAAGGAGAUGGAGAACAGAUUGGCAGUGAAGUGCUCUUUCUCCAGGGCAGUCCUCCACUGCAAAGCUCUCUCAAAGGAGAAAGAGGACCUGAUGGUGGUCUUCAUGCUCAGCAACAUAAAGGAAAUCUUUAAGAUACCAGGGGCUCUGCACAAAGGAGUGAGUGACAAGCUGGCCGGCUUGGUACAGGGGAAGCAGCCCGAUGUGACUGGCUCUGCGUUCUGUCAGCAGGUCCCCAGCAGGACUUGCACUGACUCUACAAAGACGACCACCAACCAGGAACUGUGGACUCUGCUGAACAGCAUCCACCUGGACACCAAGAUCUCAACCAAGGAGAGAAAGCGCCUGCUCAGACAGUUUUACCAAGCCCACCCACAGAUAUUUAACCAUUACUUUGGUGAAUCUGCUGUUAGUGUGCUGUAAAUGUGUGAGGCAAUGUCCCAUGCUGUGUUCUGUAGCCACAUACAGUUUAAACAGUAGCAAGAGAAGAGUGUGGUUUUUUGUUGUUGUUGUUGUUGUUGUUUUUUCUUCUUUUUUGCAAAUAGCUACAGAUGGACUUGACUGACCAUUGGAUAUAUUGAGGAAAAUAAGUUUCAUCUUGCAAGAUAUGUUGUAAAAUUUUUCUCCUUUCUGAAUCAUCCUAGAAAUACUGAUGACUUCAUAAAUGUGCAAGUUGUGAGUGAAAUAUUGCAAAUAAAUAAAUAAAUAUCUUAUUUGAUUUUAAA